AUGCGUUUUCAAGUCUUCGCUGUUCUCGUAUUUGUUGCCUUGGCUUCAAGCCUCGGCGUCGCUGAAAGGGGCGUUGAAGAUGUCAACACCAAAGGUUUCUUUCGCAAGCGAAGUCGAAAGCUGACAGCAGAUGAAGAUUGGUUGCCAAGCGCUGAGAAGGAAGAGAGAGGGUUCUCCCUCGCAUCACCGAGUAGACUUGUCAGCAAGUUAAAGGCCAAGACCAGCACGGUAAAUUUCGCUGGUGCCAAGACCGGAAAGCUCUCGAAUACGCAGAUAAAAACGGUCUCAAGAGAAGUGGCGAAAGAAGUGAACAAGAACCCCAAGGCGUGGCCUACAAUCAAGACAGGCUUGAAGAUUCUGUUCGGCACUGCGCUUUUUGCACUGAUCGCUGCUGGGGUCUACGCAAUGAUUCACUCCAUGCGCAAUUACACUUAG
This is a messenger RNA of Phytophthora infestans T30-4, 435 nucleotides long. Its product is annotated as secreted RxLR effector peptide protein, putative. The transcript has a single exon. Bases 1 to 435 code for a protein of 144 amino acids. Lineage: Eukaryota; Oomycota; Peronosporomycetes; Peronosporales; Peronosporaceae. The record is from RefSeq and is a predicted model, not a curated record.